This is a messenger RNA of Biomphalaria glabrata, 3417 nucleotides long. RefSeq names its product mitochondrial fission process protein 1-like. Gene Ontology annotation, biological process: mitochondrial fission. The record is from RefSeq and is a predicted model, not a curated record. The transcript is spliced from 3 exons. Gene Ontology annotation, cellular component: mitochondrion. Bases 149 to 634 code for a protein of 161 amino acids. NCBI's taxonomy places the organism in Eukaryota, Metazoa, Mollusca, Gastropoda, Planorbidae.
GUCACUGGCGAUUACUAAAUCUAGGACAAACUUUACUUUCGCUUUUUGUCCGAGUCGUUUUCGCAACUUGCCAUUGUACAGAGAGUACAGUAACUGUAAAGAGACAAGAUUUGUGGUAGACCUUCUAGAGUCUAGAAACUCAAUUACAAUGAGCCCUAACAGGGAUAAUGUUCAUCGUGAAUACGAUGUAUUCAAAGAUUCCCUUCUUAGAUAUUUAGGGUACGCAAAUGAGGUUGGUGAAUCUUUUCGCUUCAUGGUGCCUGUUAAAGUUGUCUGGUUCAGUUACUUUGUGUCCAGUGGCUAUGUCAUCGCUGAUGCUCUGGACAAAGGCUAUAAAGUCUGGAAGAAACCAUUUCAAAGGGAAGAGAAAAGGUUAGAAAAAACAGCCAUCGCUACCAUAGACACCCUGAUUUGGCAGGGGCUUGCUUCCGUAGUUAUCCCAGGUUUUACCAUCAACCGUAUCUGCUGGGCCACCAACAAACUGAUGACUCGCACGGCACUCCCACAACCUGUCAAAAAAUGGAGUGUUGUAGUUGUUGGCAUUGGCAGCAUUCCGUUCAUAGUGAAACCCAUUGACAGAGCUGUGGAUUUAUUGAUGGAUAGCACUCUAAGAAAAUUGUACAAUCACAAAUAAGUAGAUAACUUAGUAUUGAAAAUCAAAUUGGCUGUUGCAAGGUUGCUUAAUCAUACAGUUUUGUUUUUAUUCCAUUUUGUUUUGUAAAGUUGUGACUUUUUUGUUUGUUUGCUAGAGUGGUGUAAGAAUUUAUAGUUUAUGGCAUAUUGGCCAUUGCUCUUAAGCUAUUACUCUAUAUGACAUAGCAUAAAUAAGGUUGAUUUGCCAAAGCCUAUUUGCUACUGCAUACUUCAUAUUUUGUUACCACUAUGUCAACAGCUUAUUGCCAGAUUUGUAUUCAUAUUUUGUUCUUCCUUAUUGAAUGACUGUUUUAUCCAACUGCAUUCAGAAUAUUUUCUUUCAUUAAAAUGUCUGUAUCUAAUUCAAGCAUAAUUUUCUUUCCUAAAAAUGUCUGUACCUCCUUAGAGUAUUAUUUUUUUUUAUUUGAAGUGUCUGUAUCUGUGCAAAGAAUUUUUUUUUUUUAUUAGAAAUGUCUGUAUCUCAUCAAAGUAUUUUUCUUCUGUCUUAUAAAUGUCUUGGAAGCAGGGUGGCUGAGUGCUAAGGUGUUGGUUCUGACCUGAGGGGUCCCAGGUUCAAAUUCCAGUGAAGACUGGGAUUUUGUGAUCUAUAGGCAUCUCUGAGUCCACCCAGCUCUAAUGGGUACCUGACAAUAGUUGGGGAAAAGUAAUGGUUGUUGUGCUGGCAAUAUGACACUCUUAUUUUAACCAUGAGCCACAGAAACAGCAGACUUUAACAUCAUCUACCCCUACUUUUUACUUAUAAUGUCUGUAACUUCAAAUUUAAAAAAAUUUGGGAAUUGAAUUUCAGUGUUUGCUUGCAAUAGGUGUUUGACAGAUUUCUUUAUACAGCUGUGAACUAGCUACAACCAUAUAAACAUCUAAAGCUGAUGGGGAAUGUAAAGUCUUUUGCUAUUCUAUGCUGACCAGCACAAGACCAACCAUCUUUACUUUCCCAACUCAAGUCAGGUACCCAUUAGAGUUGGGUGGACUCAGGGGCACCUUCAAAAUCAAAAAAAUUCAAAAUCCCAGUCUUCACCAAGAUUCAAAUCCAGGACACCUGGUUCAGAAGCCAGCGCUUUACCACUCAGCCACCACCCUUCCUUACUAAUGACAAUGAUCUAUGCCUUAAAGUUUUACCCAAGGAACUCAUUUUAAUGAAUAUUUAAAAUUUGUGAAUAUUUCUAUACUUGUAGUGUUAAUUUUAAAAGGAUAUUUAUUACAUUUGUUAUGCAAUGUGUUAAUACUAGCUGUAUUAUACUGCCUAAAGAUUUUCAAUAUUUGUUUUGUUUAUAUUUUUGUUUAGAGUUGAAGAUUUUUAUUUCUAGCCCAGUCCUUCUUUAUUAGACUGAAUAUUUGUUUGUUUUUGUAAAUAGUUUAAUAUAUAGAGGUGUGGCUCUUUAAGUAUGUAUUCAUCUGUGUUAGAGACUGUUGAUUUGGUAUCUGAGAACAUAUACUGCUGAUAUACUAAAAGUAUUUUUUUUUAUAUUGAGCUACAGUAUUUUACUACCUGGAAUAACUUAAAAUUAUAUAUAUAGUAGUGCAUUAUUGGGGCUAACAGUAACCUGCUCAACUUCUUUAAGUCUGACUGCUGCAGGUUGUCACUAUAUGAUCCACUAAUCUUGUUUCCUAAAUCCUACAUCUGUAACUCUACAGGAAGAAAAAGUACCAUUACAUCAAUUUGGUAUGAUUUGUUGUAUAAAGUUUGUUACAAGGAACAUUCGUAACUCAAACUGUUUCUAUUUAUGAAUAAACUACUAUACAGACAAAUGCAAUUGAUACACAUUUAAUGUCAGACAUAGUCUUAAAAUAAGUUAAAAGCAAAGAAAAGAAAAUUGAUUUAACCAAUAAUAUAAUGAGAGAAGUAAAAAUAGAACUUUCUUCUUAUUUAAAUUUACUGGAGUAGAUUGUAUUACGGUGAGAGCUGUUCCUCAAAAGACAAGAUUUUAUUUUUGGUUGUUGUGUAAAUCAGAACCAGCUACAUCUGGACAGUCUUUUACAAUUUUGUUCCAGAUUUUUUAUUUUUGCAUGUUUUAUUUUAUUUCAAUGUUUUUUUAAACAGAUUUUAGUUUCAGUAUUUUUGCAUUUUUGUUUAUAUUAAAGCUGUGAUAAUAUCAUAAACUCUUCAAUAUCUUCUGUGCACUGCUGAAAAUGAAACAAUGUACAUAUGGCAUAGUAAAAAACAAUUAAAAACUUUAUUCGCACCUUGGUUUGGAGAAACGAAACAAAAUAGGAUGUGCAAUUUUUGUUUUUUAUCUAAUGAAUAAUACUUUUCUCUUGAUUCUUUAAAAAAAAAUUGUUUUUAUUCAAUUGACUAAAUCAUCUAGAGGCUUUUUAAAAUAAUAUUUUUGUAAUCUGAUGAUUAUUUUUGUUUUUGUCAUUGAUUUUUAAUUGCAAUCACUUCAUUGAUCUCAAUAUUGACAUAUUAUAAAUCACAAUAUUUCUGAGUCUAUACUUCCUGGAGUUUUUCCAAGGGAAGCUCUUUUAUUGAGAAGUUCAAUCAAACCAAUCAAGAUCUUUCUUCCACAGAAGUGGCCAGUUAAAUUCAAAGUAGUAACUCAACUGGUUCACUUUGAACUGCCAGUUUGCAAAUUUUUUUUUUAAAUUUUAAUCAUUUGUAUUAAGAGGCACAUUAUUAUGUGUGUUUGUGAGAGAGAGAGAGAGAGAGAACAUACAUAUUAUCUAUGCACCAAUGUUGUUGUUGUUUUUAAAUAGUUAUUAUAAUUGUGUUAUCAUUCAUUAUAGAAGUAUUAGCAGCAAAAUAAAAGUUCACUUUUAUAUUAGUUA